Molecule: messenger RNA, 1516 nt
Organism: Gigantopelta aegis
Lineage: Eukaryota; Metazoa; Mollusca; Gastropoda; Neomphalida; Peltospiridae
Product: N-acetylglucosamine-6-phosphate deacetylase-like
Exons: 10
Coding region: 71-1315 (414 amino acids)
Biological process (GO): N-acetylglucosamine catabolic process
Molecular function (GO): N-acetylglucosamine-6-phosphate deacetylase activity
Source: RefSeq, a predicted model, not a curated record
GAAACAGUCUUCGACGAGAAAAACAAAGUUAGCAUCGUUGAAAUGACAUUUUGACAAUAAGAAAAAAAUCAUGCCUUGUGAAAAGACAAAAAGCUGUCUGUUCCAAUACAGAAACUGCCGACUGCUCCGUGAUCAUCAGCUUGUUACCGAUGACCUGUGGGUGCGAGAUGGAAAGAUUAUGGAUCCAGAAAAACUCUUCUUUGAGGAAAAGGUCAAUGCUGAUCUUCAGAUUGAUUGUAAUGGAAAUAUAAUUUCUCCUGGGUUCAUUGAGUCACAGAUAAAUGGUGGAUUUGGUAUCGACUUCUCCAAAUGUAAGGGUUCAGUCAGGGAAGGCCUCAAGAAGGUUGCUAGAGGAAUAUUAGCUCAUGGUGUAACAUCUUUUUGUCCCACCAUGAUUUCUUCUCCAAAGGAAACGUAUCAUAAGACAUUGCCAGAGAUGAAGAAAUUUGAUGGAAGCAAAGAAGGAGCAGGAAUGUUGGGUAUUCAUUUAGAAGGACCAUUUAUCAGCAGAGAGAAGAAAGGUGCUCAUCCUGAACAGUAUAUUUGCUCUUUUGAUGGUGGAUUUCAAGAUCUCUUGGAUAUGUAUGGAAGCCUUGAUGAUGUUGCCAUAGUAACUCUUGCACCAGAGCAUGAGAAAUCCAAGGAAGUGAUUCAACAGCUUGUGUCAAGAGGAAUUAUUGUUUCCCUUGGACACACAAUAUGCAGCUUAGUGCAGGGAGAAGAAGCCGUUCACCAAGGAGCUACGUUUAUCACACACCUCUUCAACGCCAUGCUUCCAUUCCACCACCGUGACCCACAUCUGGUAGGACUGCUGACAAGUCAGAAGCUGCCCAAAGGAAUUCAGGUUUACUAUGGAAUCAUCUCAGAUGGAAUCCACACACACCCGGCAGCCCUCAGAAUAGCACAGAGGGUCAACCCCGAAGGUACUGUGUUGAUAACUGAUGCAAUCCAGGCGAUGGGUCUACCAGCUGGUAAAUAUAUUCUUGGAGAGCAGGAGAUUGAAAUACAGGGUAAAAUAGCUGUGAUAGCAGGCACUGAUACACUCAGUGGCAGCAUAGCAACCAUGGACACGGUUGUAAAACAUUAUGCCAAAGCAACAGCAUGCGGAAUGGUUGAGGCUUUAGAAGCUGCCACACUUCACCCAGCCAAGCUUCUGCGGAUCACAGACAGAAAGGGAACGCUCGACUACGAAACCGACGCAGACUUCGUCAUUCUGAACGAUCGAUUGGAACCCCAGGCAACCUACAUCGCAGGAGACUUGGUGUGGGAACUCCCAUCGGGCAAAACAUUUAAAGUGAAAAAAGUUGAAAAAUAAUCCAAUGGUUCGGGUCAUGAAUCUGCUGCUCAACAGCGUGAUGUUAUAUACUUGUUAUGUGUUCUGCCAAAUCUUACCUCUUUUGUUAAAGGGACAUUUUUGAGAUUGCUGCGUUUUUUUAAGAUGUUAUCAACUAACAGAGACUUUUUAACGAUUGUAAUUACAUAUCAAAUAUAUUUGUCUGCAUAAAAUAUUAGUGGC